UCAUGUGACGUGAUACCCUGGCAACUAUUCACGUUGUAGCUGACGCCAUUUAACAUGGAUAAAUUUAUUAUUUGAUUACUAACACGUGAAACAAAAAAUAAUGAAUGAACACGAGGAACUUAUUGUUUGUGUGCCCGGUCAAAGAUUAUGCGUAGCUGAUAAAAGUAAUGUAGCUGGACCUGGAACAUACGAACAGCAAGGUUACAUCUACUCCAAGCUCGCUGGUGUCGUAAAAUUGGUGACGGAUGAUAAAACUCGUACUAUCGAGGUACAUGGUAUAACAGAGCAAAGUAUCGUUCCAGCACCAGGAGACAUUGUGACUGCCAUGGUCACUGUAGUUAAUCAAAGAUUUUGCAAAUGCAGUAUUAAAUGCGUAGGUGACAUAGUACUGACAAGACCUUACAGAGGGAUAUUAAGGAAAGAAGAUGUUCGAACUAUUGACAAAGACAAGAUAGAGAUGUACAAGUGCUAUCGACCUGGAGACAUCAUUCUUGCGAGAGUUUUACCAAUGACAGAAGUACAUACUUAUCAAUUGAGUACCGCAGAAAAUGAAUUAGGAGUAGUUAUAGCUCAUAGCGAUGAAGGUGUAGCCAUGGUGCCGAUCAGUUGGACACAAAUGCAAUGCCCGAAAUCAUUGUCCAAAGAAUUCCGCAAAGUUGCUAAAGUUGUGCCAGAACACAUUGUAGCGGAACACAGCGAGCAACUAAUGAAUGAAUAAGAACACAAUAGUAACACUUCAAAUUGCAAAUUAUUUUUGUAUUUUCUAUUAUUAUAUAGUCUGCGUGUAAAAAGCUUAUAUAAGUGAAUGCAAUCAUUUGAAAAUAAUAAAUUAUUAAUUAUUUGGAGCAACAAAAA
This is a messenger RNA of Pogonomyrmex barbatus (red harvester ant), 855 nucleotides long. RefSeq names its product exosome component 1 Csl4 (gene Csl4). The record is from RefSeq and is a predicted model, not a curated record. Gene Ontology annotation, cellular component: nuclear exosome (RNase complex); cytoplasm. NCBI's taxonomy places the organism in Eukaryota, Metazoa, Arthropoda, Insecta, Hymenoptera, Formicidae. Gene Ontology annotation, molecular function: RNA binding. Gene Ontology annotation, biological process: RNA processing.